This is a messenger RNA of Miscanthus lutarioriparius, 2343 nucleotides long. The record is from the annotation of a GenBank genome assembly. Lineage: Eukaryota; Viridiplantae; Streptophyta; Magnoliopsida; Poales; Poaceae.
AUGGCUCCACCCACCGGUGAAAGAAAAAAGACGCAGCUACCAUGUCCAUGCUCCACGGCAUAUAUAGUAGGUAGUAGCAUGUCCGAUUCUACAUCUCCGUCCUCCUCACACCUGACACGUGAGACCUUCAUGGCUCCACGUCUGCCAUGUCCAUGCUCCUCUGGCUCAACAACAUCCCGCGACGUCAGUGACAACCCCAAGCCAGAGGGCGUCAUUUAUGACCUGGUAAUGGCCAAAAUCGAACCCCUAGAAGUGGUGGUGUACGAAGGCAAUGCAGACCUACAGACAGCUGGUGGUGAGGAUGAGUUUGUCGCCUUAGCAGGCAAUGGAUCCACAGAUGCGGCGCAGGAAGAUAACGCGGAUCUGCAAGCAGUUGAUGCAGAGGGUGAGUUUGUCAACGAGGAGAUAAGAUUCAUGGAGCCAGUGAAGGGAAUGCUAUUUGAUAGCGAGAACGACGCGAUCACGUUCAGUCAGAGAUAUGCUCGGGUGAAGGGAUUCGCUAUAACUCGGAGGACAUCCAAAACCGCGGACGAGAAGUUGCAGUAUUUCACUCUCGCUUGCAACAGACAGGGGAAAGCUCAGUGCAGCUCCAGCUCCAGAAAUAAAUCGAAACAGAAUCCCUCCACAAAAACACAGUGUCCAGCUAAACUGAAUUUUAGACUUCAUGGCCCUGACAAGUUCUGCUUAACUUCACUCAUACUCGAGCACAACCAUGAUUUGAGUCCAAGCGAGACAGGAGUCAUUGUGUGCCGGAACAAGACAACUGGGGUGAGUGCUAAAAGAAGAAGGCUAGAGUCAAGUGGCAGGUCAGAAGUUUGUGCGAACAAUGCGCAAGGUGGAGGCUUUGAAAAUCCACAGCUUGGUGAGAAUGAGUGCACAGGCAAUUCUAAAGAGGAAACAUGGCUGAAGUUUAGUGCCGAAGAUACACAUGUGCUUUAUCGAUACUUCUUCCGCAUGCAGUCCAAGAAUCCAAACUUUUUCUAUGCCAUGGACUUUGACGAAAAUUCCCGGCUGAGGAAUGUUUUCUGGGCAGACGCAAGAAGUAGGGCUGCAUAUGAAUCUUUUUCGGAUGUUGUGAAGUUUGACACGGCCUACCUAACAAACAAGUAUGAAGUGCCUCUUGCCUCUUUCGUUGGUGUAAAUCAUCAUGGACAACCAAUUCUUCUGGGCUGCGGCCUACUGUCAAAUCAGAACACAGAAUCUUUUGUAUGGUUGUUCAAAUCCUGGUUAGCUUGUAUGUCUAACAAACCACCAAAAGGCAUGAUUACCAAUCAGUGCGAUGAAAUGCAGGCUGCUGUUGAGCAAGUUUUUCCUCAAACUUACCAUAGCUGGUGUCUGUUGAGUAUCAUGAAGAAAAUCCCUGAAAAGCUCCGUGGACUUUCAAAGUUAGAAGACAUUAAAUUCACUUUCUCAAAUGUGAUCUAUGAAUCACUGACAAAAGGUGAAUUUGGGAAAGGUUGGAUUGAGAUGAUCAGCAAGUUUGGCCUUCAAGGCAAUGACUGGCUUAUUCAGCUGUGCAUUAAUUGGCAAAAAUGGGCACCUGCUUAUAUAAAAGAUACCUUUUGGGCUGGCAUGGCUGUCACAAAAGAGUGUGAAAGUGAAUAUGCUUUGUUUGAUGGAUAUGUCAGUUCCGUAACGACAAUAAACCAGUUUCUGGAACAAUACAGCAAAGCACUAAGAGAUAUGGCUGAGAAGGAAAAAGAUGCUGAUUUUAAGUCUUCUCAGGAAGUGGCAUCUUGCAUCACUCAUUAUGAUAUUGAGAAGCAGUUCCAGUUAGUAUACACAAAUAAAAAGUUUGAAGAAUUUCAGGAGCAGUUAAAAGGUAAAAUUUACUGUUAUCCAAAACUUGUGAAACAAGAAGGUACAUCUUACACAUUCAAUGUUUCUCAAGAUGUUAAAAUCAGGGAGCAACAACUUACAUUGGACUUCUGUGUCUGGUUUAACGGAGAUGGGUGUGAUGUGAAAUGCGCAUGCCAUCAUUUUGAAUUUCGAGGAAUCUUGUGUUGCCAUAUCAUCUCUGUACUUACUCUAAAGAAGAUCAAAGAAGUGCCCUCCAAGUAUGUUCUGCAGAGGUGGAGAAAGGAUUUGGAGCGUAGGCACACCUCUGUUGCGUGCUCGUAUGAUGGCUCGUAUGAUGAGAAUGUCAACGCACCAAUUGCACAGCGUUUUGAUGUGUUAUGCAAAUCGUUCUAUGAUGUCGCAGAGAAGGCUGCGACAUCUGAUGCACUGUUCGAGUCAGUGAUGAAUGGCCUUGCACAACUGAAAGGAAAGGUCAAGGCACAGGAUGCUGCCCUUAACAGUCAGAGUGUUCAUGCAUCAGAGCGUCAAGACAUGGAGAUAUGA